Molecule: messenger RNA, 721 nt
Organism: Physeter macrocephalus (sperm whale)
Lineage: Eukaryota; Metazoa; Chordata; Mammalia; Artiodactyla; Physeteridae
Gene: AMELX
Product: amelogenin X-linked
Exons: 6
Coding region: 67-582 (171 amino acids)
Biological process (GO): enamel mineralization; multicellular organism development
Molecular function (GO): structural constituent of tooth enamel
Source: RefSeq, a predicted model, not a curated record
UCAAGCAUCCCUGAGUUUCAGACAGAAACUUACUCUGAGUACGUGUAUUCAAAGGGCCAUCAAGAAAUGGGGACCUGGAUUUUGUUUGCCUGCCUCCUGGGAGCAGCCUUCUCUAUGCCCCUACCACCUCAUCCUGGGCACCCUGGUUAUAUCAACUUCAGCUAUGAGGUGCUUACCCCUCUGAAGUGGUACCAGAACAUAAUAAGACACCCGUACCCGUCCUACGGUUACGAACCCAUGGGUGGCUGGCUGCACCACCAAAUCAUUCCCGUGGUAUCCCAGCAGGCUGCCCUGCAGCCUCAUCACCACUUCCCCAUGGUGCCAGCCCAGCAGCCCGCGGUCCCCCAGCAAACCAUGAUGCCAGCUCCUGGCCAGCACUCCAUGACUCCAAGCCAACCCCACCAGCCACACCUCCCUGUGCCCGCCCAGCAGCCCGUCCAGCCGCAGCCUCACCCGGCCCUGCUGCCCCAGCCGCCUCUGCCUCCGAUGUUCCCCAUGAGGCCCCUGCCCCCCAUGCUUCCUGACCUGCCUCUGGAGGCUUGGCCCGCAACAGACAAGACCAAGCGGGAGGAAGUGGAUUAAGAGAUCAGAAAAUGAGAAGAGAACUGAAGUAGGUACUCCAGUUGCUUUCAGAAUGACACAACAACACAACGAUUUGUUCCUACCGUCACUUAGCAAAUUCUGUAACUGAAAAGUACCAUUAGCAAACAAUAAAAUGUUU